Molecule: messenger RNA, 1401 nt
Organism: Exophiala spinifera
Lineage: Eukaryota; Fungi; Ascomycota; Eurotiomycetes; Chaetothyriales; Herpotrichiellaceae
Exons: 4
Coding region: 1-1401 (466 amino acids)
Biological process (GO): nuclear-transcribed mRNA poly(A) tail shortening; regulation of DNA-templated transcription
Cellular component (GO): P-body; CCR4-NOT core complex
Source: RefSeq, a predicted model, not a curated record
AUGAAUCAACAACAAAGAAGCGCGACCAACCCGAGGAUGGUUGCCAGCAAGCCUGGUGCAUGGGCUCAGCAAGGCCUCCCAAACGCGCCAGGUACUUCUCAACCUUCACGAGAGGCCGUUGCUCCAGAGAAUUGGGCCCAAGCAAUGGGCUCCAGGACAAAUGGCCCCCUCGAUCUCUCUGCUUCAUCAUUUCCUAGUCUCAACAACAGCGGGCUUCAAUCUCAGAGUCAUACUGUUGGCUCGAGCGCGUGGCAGACUGGCCCGCCGCAAAAUGAACAAGGCCAGAGACAGCACAAUUCCUCUCGAAAUCAGAUAUCCUCACGGCAGCAACAGCAACAGCCAACCGGUGCACGCGAAGGGUUUUAUCCCACGGAUACCUACUCGCGGAAUGCCCCUAUGGAGUAUUCCACGGAACAGGCCUCCCAACCAGCGAGACGGACAGUCCAAGCACCUCCUGGUCCACCGGGUCUCGUACAACGGCCAAAUCAGCAGAAUGACGCUUCAUCUAGCGAUCCUAGCAGAGUGACAUCGCCUUCCGGCCAGGCACAGAUAUCACGUUCACCCAUGUCGCAAGGACUAAGCUCUGUGAUAGGUCAAGACCGAUUUCUUGGGCAGGACACCAGAUCACAAGGCAAAGACUUUCAGGAAUCGCCCUCGCAGUCGCUGGGACUGCAAGCCGGAAGUAUGUUUGGUGAUCGAGAACCAGGGACUCGACCAGAGCAGUCUGGGGAGUCGAUAUUCGCUGGCAUGAGUGAUAGAGACAAGUUCGGUAUGAAAGGCUACAUUGCUGAACAGGACAAUGCCACUCCAGCAUCCCGAAGCCUAAUGCGAGGAGUGGAUUUGUCGACACUUGGAAUAAACAUGAGCUCUGAAGGAUCCCUGUUACCAUCAUACCCGGGCCCAUGGGCUGAUCACAACGCACAGCCCCUCCGACCACUCGAUUCCGGAUAUACAAUUCCAGACUGCUACACGGUCAAAAAGAUCGCCCCUCUAUCUAGUCGGAUUAAUGGGCUCAUGGAUGAGACUCUGUUCUUCAUCUUCUACACGAUGCCUCGAGAUUACACCCAGAUGCUAGUGGCUCAGGAAUUAGUGGCUCGAAAAUGGCGGUACCACAUGAGGGAAAAACAAUGGCUGACUCGUGACGAGGCGUCUCCAAGUCCAGUCCUGCUAGAAGAUAAGAUCAGCGAGCAAGGCUACUACAUCUGGUGGGACACAAAGCUAUGGAAGAAGGUCCGACGGAUUUAUACCCUCAGGUAUGAGGACCUGGAGGAGCAACCGAGUAUGGGCAACCGAACGAUACAUGCUGGAGCAAUGGGAGCCAUGGCGGGAGGCAUGGGAGUCUGUAAUUUCAAUGCCGUACCUAGCCUUGAGAGAAUGGCCGCCAGCGGAAGAGGCUUCUGA